Molecule: messenger RNA, 1484 nt
Organism: Helicoverpa zea (corn earworm)
Lineage: Eukaryota; Metazoa; Arthropoda; Insecta; Lepidoptera; Noctuidae
Product: UPF0692 protein CG33108
Exons: 2
Coding region: 629-1429 (266 amino acids)
Source: RefSeq, a predicted model, not a curated record
GGUGAAUCCAAAAUCUGCGUCGAUUCCUUCGGCGUCUGUUAUGAUGAUAAUAUUGUAUAAUGACAUCGUCAUCUUCGCUCGAUCCACUCGGCAUUUUUAUUGCUUCCCAUAUUUCCCCUUGCUAGGUUUUUCGCACGUGUUUAUUUGGUAGUAGAAAUAACAGGAGUGACUGAAACCUUGCAAUAUGUGAGUAGCGUCGUGUGCGAAAUACAGUUUAUAACUAGUUUGUAAUUCUAAUUACUGAUGAAUUUUCCGUCAUAUUUGAGUAGCUCCAUGUGCGGAGGGCCUUAGUAAUCUGUGCCUUACAUCGCAUCCGAUGUCAUAUGAAAGAAAAGUACUCUGUGGUCGGUCAUAAGAUUUUGACCCAUUUUUGACCGGACAGUGACACGAUAACAAUGUCAAAACAAAAGUUGACGUGAUUACAAAAAUAAAAAUAUUAUGUACUCUAAACUGGAUUACUGUUAAAAAUAUUAAAGAAAUUACUAGAAAUAUGAUUGAAAAUAGUUAUUACACUGCAAUAAAUAAUAAGAACAGCUUUUAGUGAUGCUCAGUUAAAAUAACCACACUUUUUUGUUAUAUAAUUUAUUUUCUUUAAUCUUAUUUACAAGACCACUUCAGUUGUACCAAAAUGUGCUCAAUACCACCCCCUCCUCCACCACCAAAAUCGCCGGAUAUAAUUUCUUCCACGAAAGUGACGAAAAGCGAAGUAAGCAAAUCUAACUACAAUCCUGGCUUGACUUGGGCCGCCACACAGCCUGAGCUUAUGGAGGCUUGUUCUAAAAACAGAAUCUGCUGGGAAAAACCUCCAUUCAAAUACAAGUAUAGAGAGUUCGCAUCUAUCUCGCAAAUUGGGCCUACUUGUGGAUUAGUUGCAUUGUCUAUGUUAGUCGAUGGAGAAGCAUCACCGGAUGAAUUGUUGAGUAUUGCAAAGUUAGAGGGUUUCACAAGCAAUGGGGAGAUGUUCAGCUGCAAACAAAUGGUGAAACUGUCUGAAAAAGCCUUCAGCUUAGCUGAGGUAGACAAUCUUAGGUGUAAUUUGAAACGUGGAGGCUUAUUUAGUUCUGAGACAAUUGAAAGACUUAUCAAUGGUGCUGUUCUAUUAGUUCCCUAUGAUGCAGACUGCAAUCACUCACCGUGUCUAAGAAAUGGUCACACUGCUCACUGGGCUCUAGUCUGUGGGGUCAUCGUGAUCAAUGACCCCGGAGAACAUUAUAUCAGUGACCCCAAAAAUGUCCAUGUUCUAUGCAAACAUGGCAAGUCCAAAUACUUAGCUGUUUGGAGCUUGUAUGACCUUGCACAAAGUAACAAUAAUCUUUUUGAAUUCUCUCCUAAGAAAGAAGCUGAUGGUCUAGUUUAUAUUCUUCCAGAGGGGGGAAUGGGAGGAGAGAAUGGGUUGCGGGACCAAUAUUUGAUAUUCGAAGGUUUUUGACUAGUGUUAAGCUCAAAUGAAUCAUAUCAAUAUAAAAAUACUCUGUUAAGUUAUA